Molecule: messenger RNA, 1463 nt
Organism: Chilo suppressalis (striped riceborer)
Lineage: Eukaryota; Metazoa; Arthropoda; Insecta; Lepidoptera; Crambidae
Source: the annotation of a GenBank genome assembly
GGCCGCGCGCGCUCAGUCAGCUGACAACCGCAGUUGCUAACGCACGCACCAACCCGACCCACCGCGAGACGGUACCGCGCAGUGAACUCAACCCGAGUGUUAAUCUCUUCGUGUUAAUAAGAAUAAAAUAAAAUGGCCACCUACGCCCAAUUCAAGCACGUCGAACUCUACAAAAUCGGCCACGGAAAGAACAGGGUACCGAACGCCCCGAAGAGCUGCAUAGCCGAGAUCUUCAGCUCGGAUGCGACCGACGGCGGCAGCCCGGUGAAGAAUGGUACAUCCCGGCCGCGCGUAGUACGCGACACUCCCACCCGCCCGCGCGACACCCAUUCCAGGCUCUUUGGACAGGCAGCGAACCACGGCCCUGUGGCUCCCAUGGUGACGGACACGAUCCGCAGCCAGAUUCAGUUUGGUGACAGCGCUCACGGAAACGGCAUGAACGGUGGAAGCCCAGUCCAUUCGCCGUCCAAGAUGAAUGGGAGCGCGAUGUCGACGCCCAGCAGAGCAUCGUACUCUCCGCCGAAGAGGAAUCCGGUGACCGGCGACGGAGUGCUGUUGCCACCGCAGCGCCGCCGCCACCCGGCCGCCAGCCUGCGAGAAGGCAACCCGAUCACCGGAGACGGCUACAAGUCGAUGAACGGCCAGAUUAACACCGUGACGUCAGUGAAUGGUACCAGCCACAUCAUCAACCACAGCCGCGUGCCGCCAGGCGGGUUCUCAUCCGGCCUCUGGUAGGCUCAUGUCACACCCCCACUACUCAUCGUAUCCACUCGACGGCACCACAAAAACAACUCAGUCGUCGCUCAACUCUUGGCGCGCGCGGACCGCUAAUAUUCUAAAUUCAAUCACCGUUUUGAGAUUUAUAAUAUUAUCGGUUGGAUUGGAAAAAAUACUUUUAAAAAUUUUGCAUUUAUUUCUCAACUACCAUUUUGUUAAUCUACUAAAUUACGAGUAGUAUUUUAAAUUCUAGUUACGCAACGUGCACCAUCAAACUGUAACGUCCACUAAAGACAGAUGAUAUUUUAUCUCGUUAAUUGAAUCCUUAGCCUAUCCCAGUAACAGUUUAUUCGAAUAAUUUAGAAAUAGAUUUAUAGAUAUUUUUGUAAUAGUAUUUCGAUAGUUAUUAUAAAGACUAUUCUCGUUUAGUUGCUCUCUGUAAUCUUAUGUGCGUUUGAUAGAUUCCUAACGCUAGUUUUAAGAUGGCAUAGACCAACGACAUUAAAUUAAGUACUCGAGAAAAUGUACUCUUUCACACUUGUAACUGUGUUUAACGCAUCGAUUGAGAAUUAGAGGUGUGAGGAAUGUAUCAGCAAUAUACCAAAACGAAAAGUGCCUUGAAGGAGGGCGAAAGGAAAUUAUCAGAUUUGUAAUACGGUUGAAUUUAGAUCUAGUAUGGAGUGAUUAUAUUAUCUAUAUAGUUCACGGUAUAGAAAUAGUAAUCAUAUGGCACUGGCUAAUUGAUA